AGUACUAGGCAGGAGUAGAAUCAAAAGUCUUUUUUUUUUUAUCAAUUGUUACCAGCAUUCUGUCCAUUUCCUUUUCCUUAUAAAAGAGGAAACUUUGGCUUUUCCUUAGUCUUAUUGUCUUUUCUUUUUCUUUUCUUCUUUUUUUUAUAUGCAGCAUGAGUUAUCCUUAUGACCAAAAGCAAUUCCUUUGUUUUAAUAAACAAAACAAUCAAUACGCAUUGACUGUUCGCCAACAGCCAAAGAGAGCAAGACUCUGUAGUUUCAAAGACAAAGUCGAUCGGCGCCCCUUAGAUCCUCCACCAAUUGUUCAACUUCAUCAAAUUAACCAAAUGAAUUUCAGCGAUUACCAAAACAGCGCCAAUUUAUUUCUUCAUGCAACACUAGUAAAUGCAAAUGGUCAAUGUCAUACGAGUCUUGUUAAUGGUAAUCGAACUUUAGCUGGAUCCAUGGCACAAUCUCUAAAUAAACUAAGAGACACAAACAAUAUAGAGGGCGCUUUUUUUAUUUUUGCAGAUAUCAGUGUUCGUAUUGAAGGCACAUUCAGACUUAAAUUUACAUUAUUUUGCAUUCAAAAUGAUGGUGUUGAGCAGUUAUGCCAUACAGUUUCUGAACCAUUCCGAGUAUAUUCACCCAAAACUUUCCCUGGCAUGUCAGAAUCUACAGCGCUUACUCGAUCAUUUUCGGAACAAGGAGUACGGGUUCGGAUUCGCAAAGAAGCAAGAGAGCCACCAAAAAAACGCCCACGAAAAAUGGCAGAUCAACAUCAUGAUCAUCGGUAUGAAAAGACAAUGACAAACAGCAGCCAUUUAAUGUCGAUAAAGCACUUGUUAAUUCAGGAUCAUUCUUCGAAAGAAUCUUAUUUCAACAGAUACCAUCUUUAAGUUUUUAUUGUCAUUGCUAUGCUUAACCCCCCUCUUUUUUUUAUUACCUUUAAAUCUCUCCUUUUAUGAUUGUAUAUGUCAACUUAUGUAAUGCAAUUCUAAAGCAUUAAAAAAUUACUCUAUGCAUAUUUCUCUUUAGUACUUCUUCUUUUUCUUCUUCUUAAAUAACAACACACAAUAGCAAAUGACACAAACUAAAUCUAUAGAACCAAUGCUUUGUUUUCCAAGACAGUAUACCAAAUAGUAGUUAAUAAUAU
Gilbertella persicaria is the source of this 1138-nucleotide messenger RNA. Its product is annotated as velvet factor-domain-containing protein. NCBI's taxonomy places the organism in Eukaryota, Fungi, Mucoromycota, Mucoromycetes, Mucorales, Choanephoraceae. The coding region runs from base 156 to 881 and encodes 241 amino acids. The transcript is spliced from 9 exons. The record is from RefSeq and is a predicted model, not a curated record.